CACAGAACGGUUGUUGUUCAACCCAAACCCGAGCUCCAGGAAGGAGAAUCGACGAACAUCAAUUCCGUCCCCAGCUUCUGGUUUCCAGUCUUCUUUCUUCCUCCUCAUAUCCCGUCUUCAGCCUCGGAGCAGCCAUUUCCCGCCGGUGCAUCCUUACGAAGUUAGAAGUGAACUCAAAAGCUGACCAGCCUAUGCCAUAGCCGAAGUUGCCUCUAAACCCUGAUAGGGUAAAAUGGCUGCCAGAUUGAACCACUCAAUUCAGAACACUCUCUCCCUCUUAAACCCUCUCUGUUCAGUCACUACGAAAGUCACCCACUUCAGGAAUCGCCUUCCUUUCCACCGGAGCUUCCUGCUUUCUUCUUCCUACUCGGAAAAAAGAAGAGCCCUUUUCUGUUCUUGCGCCACGAGCGGCGCCGCGGAUACCCGAAGGGAUGGAGGAGAAGCCGCAGCAGGGGAGACAUUUGUUCUCACGACCCCUCUUUACUACGUCAAUGCCGCUCCCCACAUGGGCAGCGCUUACACAACAAUCGCUGCUGAUGCCAUAGCCCGGUUUCAGAGGCUUUUAGGAAAGAAGGUUAUCCUGGUCACUGGCACGGAUGAGCAUGGGGAGAAAAUUGCUACUGCUGCUGCUGCCUGUGGGUCUAGCCCAAGUGAGCAUUGCGACAUUGUAUCUCAAGCAUACAAGAGCCUGUGGAAAGACUUGGACAUUUCGUACAGCAAGUUCAUUCGAACUACUGAUCCCAAGCAUGAAGCCAUCGUGAAGGAGUUCUACUCGAGGGUACUUGCCAAUGGUGACAUUUAUCAUGCCGACUACGAGGGGAUGUACUGUGUCAACUGUGAGGAGUACAAGGAUGAGAAGGAGUUGCUUGAAAACAAAUGCUGCCCGGUGCACUUAAAACCAUGUAUACAGCGCAAAGAGGAAAACUACUUCUUCGCCUUGUCUAAGUACCAACAAAAAUUGGAAGAAACUUUGUCAUCAAAUCCGAAUUUUGUGCAGCCUUCAUAUCGUUUGAAUGAGGUAAGAGAAUUGAUGUUGCAUUACUCACGAUAUAGUUUCUAUUCAAAUUAAAUGUUCUUAGGCCAGAAUAAUAGUGUAGGUAUGGAUUCUGCUCUUGGCAUGCUAUGAAGUUCUCUCCAUAUGUUCAGAGAAGCUUGUGUUUGUCAGUGCACCUUGUGCUAAAGCCUGAUUUUGUCAUAUUAACUAUUUUAGGUGCAAAGUUGGAUUAAAGGUGGCUUAAAAGACUUUUCGAUUUCUCGAGCAUCUGUGGAGUGGGGCAUUCCAGUUCCUAAUGACAAACGACAGACUAUAUAUGUUUGGUUUGAUGCUUUACUUGGUUAUAUAUCAGCUCUUGCAGAGGAGAAUGGUCAGUCUAGUUUACAGGAGGCUGUUUCCUCUGGUUGGCCUGCAGCACUGCACUUGAUUGGCAAGGAUAUUUUGCGUUUUCAUGCAGUUUACUGGCCAGCAAUGCUUAUGUCUGCUGGACUUGACCUUCCAAAGACGGUAUUUGGGCAUGGCUUCUUAACUAAGGACGGCAUGAAGAUGGGGAAGUCAUUGGGAAAUACACUUGAACCAAAUGAUUUGGUCCACAAAUUUGGGUCUGAUGCAGUCAGGUACUUCUUCCUUAGGGAAGUGGAAUUUGGUAAUGAUGGUGACUAUUCAGAAGAUCGUUUCAUUAACAUUGUCAAUGCACAUCUUGCCAAUACCAUAGGAAAUCUCCUUAAUCGCACUCUUGGACUUCUGAGAAAGAAUUGUGAAUCAACUUUGGUGGUAGAUUCAGCUACUGCAGCUGAAGGAAGUGCCUUCAAGGACACUGUGGAAAAACUUGUUGAGAAAGCCCGCAUCCAGUAUCAAAAUCUGUCUCUCUCAGCAGCAUGCGAGGCUGUGCUCGAAAUUGGUAAUGCUGGAAACUUAUACAUGAAUGAACGUGCUCCGUGGUCUCUAUUUAAGCAGGGUGGAGCUGCUUCAGAAGCUGCUGCCAAGGUAUAACUUAAUUGAUUUUCUUGCAUCUUGACAAUCUUUGAAGUAAAUAAAGCCAGGAAAGGUUCAAGGAAUAGCUGAGUACCACAUGUUGGCCCCCAUUUUCCCCGCCAUCUAACUUAUACGAAUUAACCUUGAACUAAACAUAUUUUGAAUGGUUAAGAAUGGGCAGCUUGAUCAUUGAGUGGUCGUGUGCAACAGGAUCUUGUGAUUAUUCUGGAAGCAAUGAGGAUCAUAGCCAUUGCUUUAUCCCCUGUAUCACCAGGCUUGUGCUGGAGAAUAUAUGAACAACUUGGUUUUUCAGAGGAUCAGCUUGCAACCGUUACUUGGGAUGAGACCAAGUGGGGUGGGUUGAAAGGUGGUCAGGUAAUGGCUCAACCAAAUCCUGUUUUUGCAAGGAUUGAGAACCCAACAGAAGUGGCAACCGGCACCGAAUCAUCAGCAGCUAAGCCGGCAGUGAAAACCAAGAAGAAGAAUAAGCCUCAGCCCCAAGUAGCUGCUGAGGCUUAGGCUGAAAUCAAGGCGCUUUCUUCCCUUUGUAGUAAUGGUUCUUUCAUGUCUUGAGCCGUGAUAUUAUUGAAUCAUGGAACUUUCUCUGCAUAAGGUUGUUAAUUACCUUUGAAUUUAAUCCAUCGGUUUAGUUUAGUUUGUUCAUCUCGAUUCUCUCUCAACAAGGUAAGAUUUUAUAAUUUCAUCAUUCAUCAAUGAAAAAGUUACA
Linum tenue is the source of this 2696-nucleotide messenger RNA. The record is from the annotation of a GenBank genome assembly. NCBI's taxonomy places the organism in Eukaryota, Viridiplantae, Streptophyta, Magnoliopsida, Malpighiales, Linaceae.